GCAGCGCCAGCAGCCCCCAACGAAACAAAAAAAGCGCUAAAACCCCCAAAACAACAACAACAACAAACACGGCCUGAGAGCGAUAACGAGCAGCUGAUUUUUUUUAUUAUCUCGUAUCGCAUCUUCACAACUGCAACUGUGACUCUCCCCCGCAGCAGCAACAGCAACAGCAACAAUACAAGUAAAGCCAAAGUGAAGUGAACUCUGCUCUCGCGCGACUUCGGCUCUCGGAAACUCCUCGGCAAGCGCUUCGGCCGCGACUUCGGCUUCGGCUCAGUCACUUCGGCAGCGACUUCGGCGACCUCGGGUCGCAUCGUAAAUUACUUGCAAAGUUAAUUUUAGUCUCGGCUUUUAAUACCGUUUUAGUGCGUUUUCGAGUUGGUCGUGCUUUUUCCGUCUCCAAAAACUGAAAAACUCGAAACAACAUAACAAUUUUCCAAGAAACUGCAAAAUCCGCAAAAAACCUAAAACCACCUAACAGUAAACCGUAAAAAGUUCCAACCGAAAAUAACGGCAACGAAGGGAGUCCCAAUAUAUAUAUUAAUGUGACUGUUUUUUGGUGACAUAUCCUGGUUUCAAUAUUAUUUGAAUUUUUUUUCCGGCUCUUUCGUUAAAUUUUUGUUUUCCAACGGAAAUGUAAAUCAUUCGCCCCCGCCGUGAAUUUGACCCGUGCUUCCUGCUUUUAUUUGAAAAUCAAGAACUGUUUCGCUUCUUUUUUUUUUUUGAUUCUCCAAAAAGACAAUUACAUUAAAUUGUCGAAAUAAAAAUUAAAAAACAAACAACAAAUAUCAUAAUUCAACAAAAAACGCGCUCACACAAACACAGAGACGGCAGAAACGCAUUAAAAGACGGAAGUGGAUUUUCGCUAAGCGGCAAAGCGGCGCAUCCUGUUUUGGGCUUUCCCACAAAAAAAAAAAAAAAAAUAACGCUCUCACACAGACGCUCAAACAAUCCAGCGGCGCACACUCACACAUACAACACGGAUUCGUGUGUGGCUCAGGCUCACGUAUAGGAGUCGUAACGUUAACUCUUUUUUUUCCCUUGGGUUAAUUGAUUAACCAGGCCCAAAAAGAAGCCCAAGAGAGAGGGAGAGAGGAAUCCCGGGAGAACACAAUACAAAAAAAAGCCAGCAAGAUGACUGGUUUCACGAACGCCGGUUUCGAAAACGAUGAGCCCGUCAAGCCAAAAGCUGGUUUCGAGCCCGACACCGCCUCGCUGCGAGAGAAAGUUGUGCUGAAUCCGGCCGAGAAAUGGCGCAUCUUAAAGAAUAUCUCGAUCAUCUCAGUAGCCUUUAUGGUGCAAUUUACAGCGUUUCAGGGCACGGCUAACCUGCAAUCCUCGAUCAACUCCAAGGAUGGCCUGGGCACGGUCUCACUGAGUGCCAUCUAUGCCGCCCUGGUGGUGUCCUGCAUCUUCCUGCCCACAUUGAUUAUCCGGAAGUUGACCGUUAAAUGGACCCUCGUCUGCAGUAUGCUCUGCUAUGCUCCCUACAUCGCCUUCCAGCUCUUCCCCCGCUUUUACACUUUGGUCCCAGCUGGCAUACUGGUCGGUAUGGGUGCCGCCCCCAUGUGGGCGUCCAAGGCCACAUAUUUGACACAGGUGGGACAGGUGUAUGCGAAGAUAACUGAACAGGCAGUGGAUGCCAUUAUUGUGCGAUUCUUUGGCUUCUUCUUCCUGGCCUGGCAAUCCGCUGAGCUCUGGGGCAAUCUCAUCUCCAGCUUGGUUCUGUCCAGCGGCGCCCAUGGCGGUGGCAGCAGCAGCUCGAACUCAACGAUCAGUGAGGAGGAUUUGCAAUUCUGUGGUGCCAAUUUCUGCACCACCGGCAGCGGGGGUCAUGGCAAUCUGGAGCGUCCACCAGAGGAUGAGAUCUUUGAGAUUUCCAUGAUUUAUCUGUCCUGCAUUGUGGCCGCUGUAUGCAUUAUUGCCUUCUUCCUGGAUCCCCUGAAGCGGUACGGUGAGAAGCGUAAGGGUUCCAAUUCGGCGGCUGAACUAUCGGGACUGCAACUCCUGUCGGCCACAUUCCGUCAGAUGAAGAAACCGAAUCUGCAGCUCCUUAUCCCCAUUACCGUGUUCAUUGGCAUGGAGCAGGCCUUUAUUGGUGCUGAUUUUACCCAGGCUUAUGUGGCCUGUGCCUUGGGUGUGAACAAGAUUGGCUUUGUGAUGAUCUGCUUUGGUGUGGUCAAUGCCCUUUGUUCGAUUUUGUUUGGUUCCGUGAUGAAGUACAUUGGACGCACACCGAUUAUUGUGCUUGGAGCAGUUGUUCACUUCACUUUGAUCACUGUGGAGCUGUUCUGGCGUCCAAAUCCCGAUAAUCCCAUCAUUUUCUAUGCCAUGUCCGGUCUGUGGGGUGUUGGUGAUGCUGUGUGGCAGACGCAGAUUAACGGUUUAUACGGUCUGCUCUUCCGGCGCAACAAGGAGGCUGCCUUCUCCAAUUAUCGCCUGUGGGAGUCUGCAGGAUUUGUGAUUGCAUAUGCUUAUGCCACCACGCUUUGCACGCAAAUGAAGUUGUAUAUUCUGUUGGCGGUGCUGACGCUGGGUUGCAUUGGUUAUGUGAUUGUGGAGAUCCUGUACAGGAAGAAGCAACGCAAGGUGAAGAAGCAGGAGAAGAUCGAGGCUGCCGAGAAAGAGAAGGAGGCCGCUGCUGCUGCGGCAGCUGCUGCAGCUCUGGCCGCCGCCGAAUCUGGGCCCGAUGGCGUUGAGGAGACCGAUGACGAGCUGGACGAUCUCGAGGAAGACAUUGUGGUUACGCGCCUGUAAAUGUUUUAUUUCCUAAACGCACAAGCCACGCACAAACUACUCCCCACACACACACUCCUACAUUCCAUCAAGUUAUCGAGAGAGAGAGAGAGAAAGAAAGAGAGAGAGAGAGCAAUGCCAGAAUAAUAAGAGCAACUGGAACAGCUCUGGCUUAAGAGAAAGCUCGAAGAAGGAGCCAAAAACAAAAGAGAGUAGGAAAAGAGAGAGACGCCUGGACAAGCAAAAAGAAAAGCAUUAAUCAAAUAUGGCGCUGAUUGCAAGAAAAGAAAGCAUACUUUUGUGGUUGUAGUUUUGUAAUAGAACAUUUGUAAAUCCUUCCCCUCUUCACUCCCUCGCCCCCCACCACACCCGGAAGAACCAGCGAGUUUGGCUUAACUUUAGUUUGUACAUACAGAGAAAGAGAUCGAAAAAAACAAAACACAACAACAAAAACAAAAAACAAAGUGAAGAUAUAACGGGAAGAAAUGCAAAAGCAAAAACCUAUUGUGUGUUAGUCUAGGUGUAAGGACACUCACACAACCAUACAAAAGCCACACCUACACGAGCACACACACACACAAGCGAGACACACACACUGUAGCAGUGUGCGUGCCCACGAUGCCUAAUAAAUUGUUAUUUUAUUUUAAAACGUACUUUAAACUGUAGUAAUAUACACUAAACGAAAAUUGUAAUACACUUCCGUUUUUUGUACAAUUUUUUUGUUUCUCAACAAAUAGAAAAAAAGGAAAAAGAA
Messenger RNA from Drosophila serrata, 3490 nucleotides. RefSeq names its product UNC93-like protein. NCBI's taxonomy places the organism in Eukaryota, Metazoa, Arthropoda, Insecta, Diptera, Drosophilidae. Gene Ontology annotation, molecular function: potassium channel regulator activity. The record is from RefSeq and is a predicted model, not a curated record. Gene Ontology annotation, biological process: regulation of potassium ion transport; regulation of muscle contraction. Gene Ontology annotation, cellular component: plasma membrane; striated muscle dense body.